AGUACUACAACAAAAAGAUUUUGACCAGUCUUCUCAAUCACACACCCACAUGAAAAACAUAAAAGAAAAUAAAUCAAACUAUCCCCAAAACUUAAACACACACUACACCUAUCCCCACCUCAAGACAAUCCCUUUCUUCUCCCCUUUCUCCAACACCUACCAAAAGCCUCUCUCUCUCUACACUAAUCUCUCUCUACACUAAUCUCUCUCUAGUUCUUGAUUUUUUCAAGAUUAUUUCAAGAAAAAAAAAAACAUGGCUGACCAAAGUGGUGGGUUGGUUAUGAUGAGAGAGUACAGAAAAGGUAAUUGGACUCUAAACGAGACCAUGGUCCUCAUUGAAGCCAAGAAGAUGGAUGACGAGAGGCGGAUGCGACGGUCCAUUGGCCUUCCACCGCCGGAGCAGCAACAAGACAGCCGUAGUAGUAAUAAACCAGCUGAGCUACGGUGGAAGUGGAUAGAAGACUACUGUUGGAGAAAAGGCUGUAUGAGGAGUCAGAAUCAGUGCAAUGACAAAUGGGAUAAUCUCAUGAGAGACUACAAAAAGGUUAGAGAGUACGAGAGACGAAGGGUAGAAUCGUCUUUUACCGCCGCUGAGUCGUCUUCAUCUUCAGCUGCUGCUGCCGCCGCCUCUGCUGGGGAUACGCCGUCGUACUGGAAGAUGGAGAAAAGUGAGAGGAAAGAGAGAAACUUGCCGAGUAAUAUGUUGCCUCAGACAUACCAAGCUUUGUUCGAAGUGGUUGAGAACAAAACGCUGCCUUCUUCCACCGCAGCAACCGCCGUGACCGCUGCUGUUGCUGCCGCUAUUGGAAGUGGAAACGGUUCGGGCGGUGGACAGUUACAAAAAGUGUUACAACAACAAGGUUUAGGAUUUGUUGUUCCAAAAGUACAUCAAAUCAUUCAUCAGCCUCCUCCUCCUCCUGCUGCUGUUAUAGUAUCCCUUCCUCCGCCACCGUCUCAACCACCGCCGCUGCAGCCGUUACCACGACCACUACUUCUGCCACCGCCUCCACCGCCUUCUUUUCAUGCUCAGCCAAUACUGCCCACAGUAGGUACCUUCUUUCUCUCUCUUCUUAACUUCUAGCAUUUGCUCUUAAGUUUAGUUUUCAUUAUUUGAGAAUACUAAAAAAAAAAAUCUGACAUUAAAAGAAAAACCCAC
Messenger RNA from Camelina sativa (false flax), 1156 nucleotides. Lineage: Eukaryota; Viridiplantae; Streptophyta; Magnoliopsida; Brassicales; Brassicaceae. The record is from RefSeq and is a predicted model, not a curated record.